AUGAUCACUCAUGCCUAUGUCAGCUAUGAAGAUGACAGGAAGUUCGCUGUGGUUAGUGUAGAUGACAUCGAGGAUUUCGACCCGCUCCAUGAGAACGAUUUCUCGGUUUCUGCUUUCGACUCGACAAAAUGGACAGAUCUCAAUGGUAGCAGCGACUACUAUCGUGCCAGGAUAUUGGUUUUGGGAGACUCUGAGAAGGACGUUCAGGCGAAAGUCAACAGGAAAAGGGUCAGGGUGAAUAAAAUUUUCGACACAAGCGAAAGUGAAGACGACAUCCUGGAACAGAAGAAAAAGAGAAAGAUCAAAGUAAAUCGAUGCACUGAACCCGUGCAGUAUUCAAGUGGGGAGGGCCAGCCAAAGCCAUCUGCAGAUCAACACAAUGAUGCUGCAGGGUACCUGAAGGGCAUGAUCAAGCAGAAAGACACCACCAUUCGCCUACUGAGGAGCGAAAUAGAGGAGAAAGAUGUUGAGCUUCAACGGUUACGGCAACUAAACAUGGCCUUACAAGACAAAAUGUUGCGUAGGUUUGACGACAACGAAGAUUGUCAAGUCGUGUCACGAUCCUUCUGUGCACAAAAGAUUCAUGAAGGCGGUCACAGUGUGUUUCCAGCCCCAGAGUUGCUGCCACCCCGUGAGGCGACACCAGAGCCACAGCUGCCCAGCACUGCUGAUAACAAAAUGGUAAACAUUGGUCAGGGGCUGCAAAUUCAGCAGGAGGUGUGGGAGCGUGUGCAAGGCCAACAAAAAGACUCAAUGUUCGUGAAAGAGCUGCUCGUGAGCAUCUGGACUAAAGAACAACUUCGUCACAGGUCCUUGCAGGGAAAGCAGUGUCCCCGUUUCCCUGGAAAGGCGCCGAAGACCCCAUUGACGCCCUGGAAAGUGGGCGUGGUACGAUGUCAGUGGUAUCUUUAG
Messenger RNA from Ornithodoros turicata, 912 nucleotides. RefSeq lists its product as uncharacterized. NCBI's taxonomy places the organism in Eukaryota, Metazoa, Arthropoda, Arachnida, Ixodida, Argasidae. The transcript is spliced from 6 exons. Gene Ontology annotation, biological process: negative regulation of DNA-templated transcription. The coding region runs from base 1 to 912 and encodes 303 amino acids. Gene Ontology annotation, molecular function: DNA binding. The record is from RefSeq and is a predicted model, not a curated record.